Molecule: messenger RNA, 957 nt
Organism: Nannospalax galili (Upper Galilee mountains blind mole rat)
Lineage: Eukaryota; Metazoa; Chordata; Mammalia; Rodentia; Spalacidae
Product: olfactory receptor 52K2
Exons: 1
Coding region: 4-957 (317 amino acids)
Biological process (GO): G protein-coupled receptor signaling pathway
Cellular component (GO): membrane
Molecular function (GO): G protein-coupled receptor activity; olfactory receptor activity
Source: RefSeq, a predicted model, not a curated record
GUCAUGGUGGUUAAUAAUAUCACCUCCACCCACCCAGUGGCCUUCGUGUUGAUGGGGAUUCCAGGCCUGGAGCACCUCCACAUUUGGAUCUCCAUCCCCUUCUGCUCAGCCUAUACAUUGGCUUUGCUUGGUAACUGCACCCUCCUUCUCAUCAUCCGAGUUGAUGCAGCCCUCCAUGAGCCCAUGUACCUCUUUCUGGCCAUGUUGGCAGCUGUCGAUUUAGUCCUUUCCUCUUCAACAUUGCCUAAAAUGCUUGCCCUGUUCUGGUUCAGAGACCGAGAGAUCGGUUUCUAUGCCUGUCUGGUCCAGAUGUUCUUUCUCCACUCCUUUGCCAUCAUGGAGUCAGCCAUGCUGCUGGCUAUGGCCUUUGACCGCUAUGUCGCCAUCUGCAGACCACUGCACUACACCACGAUCCUGACCAAGCCCCUCAUCAUCAAGAUUGGCGUGGCUGCUGUGACCCGGGCUGUGACACUCAUGACUCCGCUCCCUUUUCUGUUGCGACGCUUCCACUACUGCCAAGGCACUGCGAUCGCCCACUGUUACUGUGAACACAUGGCUGUGGUAAGGCUGGCGUGUGGGGACACCUGGUUCAACAACAUCUACGGCAUUGCUGUGGCCAUGUUUAUCGUGGUGCUGGACCUGCUGUUUGUUGUCUUGUCUUAUAUCUUCAUCCUUCAGGCAGUUCUCCAGCUUGCCUCCCCGGAGGCCUGCUACAAGGCCUUCGGGACAUGUGUGUCUCACAUAGGUGCCAUCUUAGCCUUCUACACACCUGUCAUCAUCUCCUCAGUCAUGCACCGAGUAGCUCGUCAGACCGCCCCUCAUGUCCACAUACUUCUUGCUAAUUUCUAUCUGCUCUUCCCACCCAUGGUCAAUCCCAUCAUUUAUGGUGUCAAGACUAAGCAGAUUCGUGAGCGAGUCUUGGGAUUAUUCCUCAGAAAGGAUGUAAAAGGAGAGUGA